Messenger RNA from Pygocentrus nattereri (red-bellied piranha), 1913 nucleotides. It is a transcript of the gene cyp20a1, whose product is annotated as cytochrome P450 20A1. The record is from RefSeq and is a predicted model, not a curated record. Lineage: Eukaryota; Metazoa; Chordata; Actinopteri; Characiformes; Serrasalmidae. The transcript has 13 exons. Bases 155 to 1546 code for a protein of 463 amino acids. Gene Ontology annotation, cellular component: membrane. Gene Ontology annotation, molecular function: oxidoreductase activity, acting on paired donors, with incorporation or reduction of molecular oxygen; iron ion binding; heme binding.
AUCGCCGAGCAGGAGAGGCGUAGACCGUUGUAGACGUGGUAAAGUCAGUUAGUGAGCUAACGGCUAACACGGUCGCUCUAUUUCAGCAGCUCGGCGACUUGGUGUUGUUUAUGAACACAUUUAUGAGCGAUUUGGGAACUUUACAAGAGCAAAUAUGCUGGACUUCGCUAUAUUUGCUGUGACGUUUGUUGUCAUCUUGGUCGGCGCUGUUUUGUAUUUGUAUCCGUCUUCCAGAAGGGCCUCUGGUGUUCCUGGCCUGAAUCCUACAGAGGAGAAGGAUGGUAACCUGCAGGACAUUGUAAACAGAGGAAGCCUGCAUGAAUUCUUGGUUGGUCUUCAUGACCAGUUUGGUUCAGUUGCAUCUUUCUGGUUUGGCCGGAGACCGGUAGUGAGUCUUGGUUCAGUCGAUCAGCUGCAACAGCACAUAAACCCCAACCGGACCACGGAUUCCUUUGAGACCAUGCUCAAGUCGUUGCUUGGGUACCAGUCAGGGUCAGGCACAGGAGGGACAGAGGCGCUGAUGAGGAAGAAGGUGUAUGAGGGGGCUAUUAACAAAACACUGGAGAAUAACUUCCCUAUUCUGCUUAAGCUGGCUGAAGAGUUGGUUGGAAAAUGGCAGUUGUAUCCAAAGUCCCAGCACAUUCCCCUCUGUGCUCACCUCCUGGGAUUGUCCAUGAAGGCGGUCACUCAGCUUGCCAUGGGCAGUCGCUUUUCAGAUGAUACUGCGGUCAUUCGCUUCCGUAAGAACCAUGAGGCAAUCUGGUCAGAGAUUGGUAAAGGUUAUCUGGAUGGUUCUCUUGAGAAAAGCUCAAGCAGAAAGGCCCACUAUGAGAGUGCGCUGGCUGAGAUGGAGUCGGUGCUGAAGUCUGUAAUUAAAGAGAGGAGUGGACAGGGAUCCAGCAAGUCAACUUUCAUGGACUCACUUCUGCAGGCCAAUCUGUCAGAGAGACAGGUAAUGGAGGAAAGCAUGGUGUUCACCCUCGCUGGCUGUGUCAUCACUGCAAAUUUGUGCAUCUGGGCAGUACACUUUCUCUCCAUCUCGGAAGCAGUGCAGGAGAAACUGCAUCAGGAAUUAAUAGAUGUGGUGGGGGAUGGGCCUGUCUCCUUGGACCAAAUUCCACAGCUCAGAUACUGCCAGCAGGUACUGAAUGAGACUGUUCGCACGGCCAAGUUAACCCCGAUUGCAGCCAGACUGCAGGAGGUUGAGGGGAAGGUGGAUCAGCAUGUCAUCCCUAAAGAGACUUUGGUUAUCUAUGCUCUCGGUGUAGUCCUUCAGGAUGCAGACACAUGGACAUUACCAUACAGGUUUGAUCCAGACAGAUUUACAGAUGAGUCUGUUAUGAAGAGCUUCUCGCUCUUGGGCUUUUCAGGAAACCAGGCCUGCCCUGAACUUAGAUUUGCCUACACAGUGGCUGCUGUGCUGUUGAGCACACUGGUGCGCAGACUCCGGCUGCACCAAGUGAAAGGCCAAGUGGUGGAGGCCAGAUAUGAGCUAGUGAGCACACCCAAGGAUGACACCUGGAUAACCAUCAGCAAGAGGGACUAACUCUGCAGACCUCUCACGGCCGCCCCCAAAUGGACACUUUUAAGAGCUCUCAUUUGAAUGUUCAUAUACUGCCCUUUUUGCUGGAUUCCAGACAUGGUUGUGUGUAAUUAUGUCAUUCCUCAUAAUUUUGGGAGAGAACAGUAUUGCCUUUUGUAGGACUCGUAAAUGAUUCCUAAUAUGAUUUUUUUAUUUUUUAAGAACUUAAAAAUGAACUCAACAGGCACACACCACAGUUCCCUUUUAGGAAAGAAACUGCUUGGAUUUGAUUAGUUUGUGUGCUGUACAUCUUCAGUGAAUGCCCACACUAAUGAAAAUCACCUCUUUCACUGCCAGUUUUUACUAAUAAAAAAAAAGGGCUUAUCUGCCA